AUGUUCACCACUAGGCCCCCUUUGUUGGAAGUGAAGAGAAACGGAGAGCCAAAGACGGCAACCCUGGUCAAGGCUUCCUCCCGGCUGCCCCUCCCAGGAAGCAAGCUCAAGAGGGGUCCUGACGAGAUGGAGGGAACCUUGGAGCCUGCAAAGAAACGGAUACGAGGCUUGGGUGCAGUGACCAAAGUUGACGCAUCCCGCCCCAGAGGACCACUCCUCAGCACCGUGGCCCAGGACCGCACUGCAGCUUUGAAAGCACCUAAGAAGCCGGGACCUCGCGGAGCCACUGCUGUCAGUACAGUGCUGAGGAACCGGAAGCCAGCUCCCACUGUUUCUGCUCCAAAGCCUGCAACGUCGGCGGCUCCUGCGGUGGUGGGGAAGAAGCCGGGCAAGCGGCCGGCCUGGGAUUUGAAGGGUCAGCUGUGUGACCUCAAUGAAGACCUGAGGCGCUACCGGGAGAAGACUCAAGCCCUGGAUCGGGAAAACCAGGGCCUUCGGGAGCAACUCAGAGAGGUGCAGGAGCAGGCCACGAACCUGGGGACGGAGCGGAACACUCUAGAAGAGGAGCUGGCCAUCGUACGGACCCAAGCUGAGCAGGGCCAGCAGAAGCUGGAGACUCUGAGUGCCCGCGUCGUGGAGCUGGAGGGAUGGCUGGGCACCAAGGAGAGGCUGGUUCAGGAGCUCCAGCAAGAGCAGCUGCAGCUGCAGGAGGAACGGCAGGCCCUGGGCGCCCGAGUGGAGGAACAGGAGAGGAGGUUGCAGGCCUCAGAAGCGGCUCUGUCAAGCAGCCAGGCAGAGGCGGCAUGUCUGCGGCAGAAGACCGCAGUCCAGGAGACCUUGUUGGCUGAGCAAGGGGACCGGCUCCACGGGCUGGAGAUGGAGCGCCGGCGGCUCCACAACCAGCUGCAGGAGCUGAAGGGCAACAUCCGGGUAUUCUGCCGCGUGCGCCCUGUCCUCGCAGGGGAGGCCACUCCGUCCCCCAGCUUUCUCCUGUUUCCCCCUGGCCCUGCUGGACCCUCUGAUCCCCCAACCCGUCUUAGCCUCUCGCGGUCUGAUGAUCGGCGCGCAACUCUGACGGGGGCACCAGCACCCGCUACCCGCCAUGAUUUCUCCUUUGACCGGGUAUUCCCACCAGGAAGCAGGCAGGCCGAAGUGUUUGAGGAGAUCUCCAUGCUCGUCCAGUCAGCACUGGAUGGCUACCCUGUGUGCAUCUUUGCUUACGGACAGACGGGCAGUGGCAAGACCUUCACUAUGGAGGGUGGGCCUGGGGACGACCCCCAGUUAGAGGGGCUGAUCCCACGGGCCAUGCGGCACUUGUUCUCUGUGGCCCAGGAGAUGAGUGGCCAGGGCUGGGUGUACCGUUUUGUAGCAAGUUACGUCGAGAUCUACAACGAGACCGUCCGUGACCUGUUGGCCACCGGGACCCGGAAGGGACAAGGGGGCGAGUGCGAGAUCCGUCGGGCAGGCCCGGGGAGUGAGGAGCUUACUGUCACCAACGCACGCUAUGUCCCUGUCUCCUGUGAGAAAGAGGUGGAGGCCCUGCUCCAUCUAGCCCGCCAGAACCGGGCUGUGGCCCGCACUGCCCAGAAUGAGAGGUCAUCACGCAGUCACAGUGUGUUCCAGCUGCAGAUUUCUGGAGAGCAUGCUGCUCGGGGCCUGCAGUGUGGCGCUCCUCUCAACCUUGUGGACCUGGCUGGGAGCGAGCGCCUAGAUCCUGCCUUAACCCUGGGCCCUGGGGAGCGUGAUCGUCUUCGGGAAACACAGGCCAUUAACAGCAGUCUGUCAACACUGGGGCUGGUCAUAAUGGCCCUGAGCAAUAAGGAGCCCCAUGUGCCCUACCGAAACAGCAAGCUUACCUACCUGCUGCAGAAUUCUCUCGGUGGCAGUGCCAAAAUGCUCAUGUUUGUGAACAUUUCUCCUCUGGAAGAAAAUGUCUCCGAGUCUCUGAACUCACUACGCUUUGCCUCCAAGGUGAACCAGUGUGUUAUUGGUACUGCUCAGGCUAAUAAGAAAUGAAGACGGGGCCUGAGCCUGAUUCCUGUGAGAAGAGAGCGUCCAUGUCUAUGUUUUGAUGUCAAUGUACUCAGUGGGGGUGGGGUGAGGUGCUUUUAUUGG
Messenger RNA from Acomys russatus (golden spiny mouse), 2115 nucleotides. RefSeq names its product kinesin family member C1 (gene Kifc1). The record is from RefSeq and is a predicted model, not a curated record. The coding region runs from base 1 to 2016 and encodes 671 amino acids. Gene Ontology annotation, biological process: microtubule-based movement. The transcript is spliced from 11 exons. Gene Ontology annotation, molecular function: microtubule motor activity; ATP binding; microtubule binding. Lineage: Eukaryota; Metazoa; Chordata; Mammalia; Rodentia; Muridae.